Capsicum annuum is the source of this 693-nucleotide messenger RNA. Its product is annotated as putative receptor-like protein kinase At3g47110. Bases 1 to 693 code for a protein of 230 amino acids. NCBI's taxonomy places the organism in Eukaryota, Viridiplantae, Streptophyta, Magnoliopsida, Solanales, Solanaceae. The transcript is spliced from 3 exons. The record is from RefSeq and is a predicted model, not a curated record.
AUGCUACUAUCCUCAAUAUUAACACUUAACACUGAUGAAGCUGCUCUUCUUGCACUGAAAUCAUACACUUGGUCUCAUCCUAACGACAUCUUAGCAAGCAAUUGGUCUUCUUCCAACCCGGUUUGCAGCUGGAUCGGAAUCGCUUAUAGCUUCCGCCACCAUCGAGUCACUGCUUUAAACAUUUCUAGCAUGCAACUUCAUGGUACCAUUCCUCCACACCUUGGAAACCUCUCAUUUCUUGUUUCCCUCGACAUCAGUGUAGACACGGGGAUUCUGCAAGCAUUGGAGAAAGCUUCUGCAUUGACUAUACAGCUCUUCAACGAAUCGACUAACGGAGUUCUGCCCGAAGGUCAACUCGACAAGACGAAGUGCUGUCAAACAAUUCCUAGAAAUCCAAACAAAUUCCUGGGAGGCUCAAAUCAUCCGAAAGUUCGAGAAUUACGCUACAAAGGUCCUCGAAUUACUAACAACACUUUCCAUGGAGAUUUUCCGAAAGAGUUGGCUCAUCUGCAGAGGUUGAAAGUGAUUAAUGCCACAAGAAAAGACUUCACCGGAGCUGUUCCAUCAUUUUUAAGUUUGUUAUCAAACCUACGCUCAGUAUCUCUCGAGCAACCAAUUUUCGGGGAAAAUUCCUUCUUGCCUUUCGAAUCUUACAAAGCUGGAAGUGUUGAACUUGGAGAGAAAUUUUCUUGA